UUCUUUAAACAUUAUUUUCUCUUUACACGUUCUUUUAUCUCUUCUUGAAGCGUUACUGUCUUCCAUAGUUUUACUACAUCGUCGAAACGAUUGCUCGCUUACUCUACAAUCAAUCAACCACGGUCUAUUUUCUUGAAAACAUGUAUAUAUUUUACAAAGUAUUGUCAGUAAACGAAUUUUGCAUUAGUUUUGAUAAUUAAAUUUCAAAGCGCUCAACUGCGUUGAGUACUCGUAUCCGUAACUAUCUCACCAUAUACAUUAGCUUAACUACAGCAAAUACGACUUCUCUCGCUCAUACACGAAAUAUCUGCUAGCAGCACUUUAAAGUUUUCGUAUUUAUGCUUUAUGAGCCAGCCGCAAUUCCAACACAAAACGCAAUAAAAAGUAUAUAAUGGCUGAUACUGAAUUGAAAGACAUCAAUCAGCUAACAACGCUCAGAAGUCAAAAACCGUUCUUUCUUACGAAACUAAAAUACAAAACCUAACAAAAUGUACAAAUUGUUUGUCCUUGCUGCCCUCGUCGCCGUUACCGCCGCUGCUCCAAGCCACUUGUAUGAGAGUCCAGUUGUGUACUCCGCUCCAGCAGCAGUUGCCUACCAUGAACCCGUCUUGGCUAAAGUUGGCUCCGUGGUGAAGAGCAUUCCCACCGCUGUCUCCCAUCAAAGCCAGUCGAUCGUGCACAGCUCAGCUCAUGUUUUGGAGGAUGUGGUUGCACCCGUUGUGAAGACCAGCUAUGUUUCCACCCCAGUGGUGAAGACCAUCCACUCUGCUCCUCUGGUGCACACCUCAUAUGCCGCUGCUCCAGUUGUGCACAGUUAUGCAGCACCUUUGGCUUAUGACACUCACUACUCAUCCUGGUAAACGGACGACGAAGGAAAACAGAAAUGGACAAAAGAUUUUGUACACAAAUUUUGUGAUAAAAUUAUUAACUUUAUUUAAUAGAAUAAUUAGAUAAAGACUUUGUUGUUUUCUUAA
This is a messenger RNA of Zeugodacus cucurbitae (melon fly), 974 nucleotides long. RefSeq names its product larval/pupal cuticle protein H1C-like. Bases 489 to 860 code for a protein of 123 amino acids. The transcript is spliced from 2 exons. NCBI's taxonomy places the organism in Eukaryota, Metazoa, Arthropoda, Insecta, Diptera, Tephritidae. The record is from RefSeq and is a predicted model, not a curated record.